Molecule: messenger RNA, 246 nt
Organism: Sphenostylis stenocarpa
Lineage: Eukaryota; Viridiplantae; Streptophyta; Magnoliopsida; Fabales; Fabaceae
Source: the annotation of a GenBank genome assembly
AUGAAGAAAAAUUCAAGCAGGAAGCUCACUCUUACCUACAUUGUCGGCAUUCUUCAAGCAAAUGGAGCAACAAACCCACUCCCUCGGCAUCCCCUCUCCGUCCUCAAUGAUAAUUCAUGCCUCGAUCUCACCAUCGACGGUGUCAAUGCGGUCAACCCCGACCUUAAUCUCGUCAAAGGUCACGCCUCUGUGAGAACAUGGUGGAGGCCGUCUUUGACAAUUUCAUGGUCGAUGUGGACGACAUGA